This is a messenger RNA of Eruca vesicaria subsp. sativa (arugula), 613 nucleotides long. NCBI's taxonomy places the organism in Eukaryota, Viridiplantae, Streptophyta, Magnoliopsida, Brassicales, Brassicaceae. The record is from the annotation of a GenBank genome assembly.
UUGAAUCCAGACCGUACUAACCCCUUUUUAUGCUAGACAGAGACAGAGUAAUGCUGUUUGGAAGAAGAAGAUUCCCACCACGAGAAGUUCUAGAGAUGCCGGCGACAGAACCAAACCGUACCAGCCGGAGAAAUCACGGAUCGAGUCUAAGGACCCGGCUAGCUUGCACGUGUUCAGGCCGGCCUGGCUCGGCUCGGUGCGUUCGGCACGGUUAUAUUGUUCCAAGCAGAGAGAAGCUGAUGAGGAGAGCAAGUGAUGGAAACAGAGAGAUUUUGAAGAGAGCCUUGACGCCAUCUAGUCACCAUCGGAUGAGUCACCGGCGGUGGACUUUCCGGCCAACUCCAAGCCGACUCUGUAAUAUGUCUUCUGCUUGAUUUAUCGUUAUCUUCUUUUCUUGGAAAAUCAUUCUUGGUUUUGCUCAAAGGUACCAUACAAAACCUUUUCUUACUUCAUGUUAUGUAAGUAUAAUUUUUGGAUGGUUUGAUGUAUCGGGAAGACUUUUUUUUUUCCAGAUCCAUUUAGAUAACAAUGUGAUCUGCUUAAUGAAGUUAUGAUAUUUAAGGAUUUAAUAAAAAAUGUUUAUGUAGUUCAGGCUAUGGUUUUUUUUUCUUAU